AUGCAAUCAAUGGGCGGGAAGGCACCCCAGAAGCAGCUGGCCACCAAGGUGGCCCUCAAGAGUGCACCAGCCAUGGGUGAUGUGAAGAAGCUGCACCGCUACAAGACUGACUGGAGAUUCGCCAGCUGCCGUUCCAGCAGCUGGUGCACAAGAUCGCACUUCAAGACCCACCUGCGCUCCCAGAGCUUGGCAGUCAUGGUGCUGCAGGAGGCAUGCGAGGCCUACCUGGUGGGGCUCUUCGAGGAUACCAACCACUGUGCAUUCCUGCCAAGUGCUUCACCAUUAUAUCCAAGGACAUCCAGCUGGUGUGCCGCAUCUGUGGAGAGAGAGCAAAGUUUACAAUGCUAA
Molecule: messenger RNA, 348 nt
Organism: Sorex fumeus (smoky shrew)
Lineage: Eukaryota; Metazoa; Chordata; Mammalia; Eulipotyphla; Soricidae
Product: histone H3-like
Exons: 1
Coding region: 1-348 (115 amino acids)
Cellular component (GO): nucleosome
Molecular function (GO): DNA binding; protein heterodimerization activity; structural constituent of chromatin
Source: RefSeq, a predicted model, not a curated record